Messenger RNA from Penicillium pulvis, 1359 nucleotides. RefSeq names its product putative RING finger domain protein. The record is from RefSeq and is a predicted model, not a curated record. The coding region runs from base 1 to 1359 and encodes 452 amino acids. The transcript is spliced from 4 exons. Lineage: Eukaryota; Fungi; Ascomycota; Eurotiomycetes; Eurotiales; Aspergillaceae.
AUGGCCGAUCAUAGCGACCAUGACGAUCGCGUCUUGUGCCAUGCUUGUGGCGCGGUCUGGUUGAAAGUCGCUGACGGGUUGACGUGCCCGCAGUGCCAAUCCGAGUUCACGGAGAUCAUUGAAAUUCCUCCUGAUGAUGCUCCACCAGAACCACAUUUCGAGAGUGAUUCCCCACCGGUCAAUCCUUGGGAAUCCCAUAAUGCAUGGCCGCAAGAAGACAUGCCGCGAGCCUACGGCUUCAUGGGCUCUACCCCCGGCUCCCCACGAUACUCCCAACACACUUACAGAUCACCCGAUGGCCGAUUUGUAUUCAGCAGCACCUCCGUACGCGGGGGAUUUUCACCCCGCCAAGCAAAUACCCAACCCGAUCUCGAAGCUCCAAUGUUGUUCGAUAGCUUGGGUUCCAUAUUCCAGACAUUCACAAACACCGCUUACAACCAGCGAGCACCUCGAGGCGCGUCGGCCAUGGACCCAUUUGACACUGACCACCAUGGAACCGAGGAAUACGAUGAUCCCCCAGAAUCAUUCCCACGCGAACCAGAUGCACCCCAGCCUACGGCCCAGCCGUUAGGCCUAGUCGACCUCCUGGAGAGCUUCCGACGAGAACAUGUCCGACGACCAGGUAGAGCCGGCGCACAUGGGGUCGCAGGCCCUAACCCACUCGCGAAUCCUCUCGCAAUACUCUCAGUCUUACUAAACAUGGACCGGAACGGCGACGCGGUAUACUCACAAGAAGAAUUAGACCGGGUUAUCUCCGAACUCAUCGAUCACAAUGCAGCGGGAAACGCUCCCCCGGGUGCAUCCACUACAGCUAUCCAAUCCCUACCAAAGAAAAAGGUAGAUGAGCAAAUGCUAGGUUCAGACAGCUCAGCCGAGUGCUCCAUCUGCAUGGAUCAGGUAGAAUUAGGCACUGAGGUCACAGUCCUACCCUGCACACAUUGGUUUCACUUCAGUUGUAUUGAAGCGUGGCUUGUACAGCAUAACACCUGUCCACACUGUCGCCGGAGUAUUGACUCCGCCAGUGCUACACCUGGCAGCCCGACUAGCCGCACGCACGGCGAAGGCACCAGCGAGAAUCCGGUAGUUAUACCGGAUAGUCCCGAGGUCUCAUCACCUCGUCGACGACGUCGUAGUUCUCCUUUUGCCUCGCUUAGCGGUCGUUCCUCUUUUUCACGGUCUAGUCGACAUUCACAGGCCCAGGCACAAGCACAAGCACAAGCUCCAGCAUCCCCAGAUCCAAAUCUUUCCCGCACAAGGAGAUCUAGUGGAUCCAGUCGCAAUAGUCGCAAUAGUCGUAACGAAGGCGGCCGAGGUUUCACAGACUGGGUCUGGAGUCGGUUUGGUGGUAGCAAUAACUAA